Molecule: messenger RNA, 1062 nt
Organism: Nyctereutes procyonoides (raccoon dog)
Lineage: Eukaryota; Metazoa; Chordata; Mammalia; Carnivora; Canidae
Product: olfactory receptor 10Q1-like
Exons: 1
Coding region: 1-1062 (353 amino acids)
Biological process (GO): G protein-coupled receptor signaling pathway
Cellular component (GO): membrane
Molecular function (GO): G protein-coupled receptor activity; olfactory receptor activity
Source: RefSeq, a predicted model, not a curated record
AUGCUAAAUCAAAGAUCAGAUUUACAAUUCUGCUUUUCUUCCCACAACAAAACAGUUUGGCAGAGGGAGAUUCAGCACUUCCCCACUCUUCCUUUGCAGGAGACAUGUUCACUAGGAGCCGUCCUCAACCAAUCCGCCCCCGCUGAGUUCUUCUUCCGCGUGUUGACCACCGUCCCAGAAUUCCAGGCCCUGCUCUUCCUCCUCUUCCUCCUCCUCUACUUGAUGAUCCUCUGUGGCAACACAGCCAUCAUCUGGGUGGUGUGCACGCACAGCUCCCUCCGCACCCCCAUGUACUUCUUCCUCUGCAACCUGGCCUUCCUGGAAAUCUGCUACACCACGGUGGUGGUGCCUUUGAUGCUUUCCAACAUUUGGGGGGGCCCGAAGCCCAUCCCCCUGGCUGGCUGUGGGGCCCAGAUGUUCUUUUUUGUCACCCUCGGCAGCACUGACUGCUUUCUCUUGGCAAUCAUGGCAUACGAUCGCUACGUGGCCAUCUGCCACCCGCUGCACUACACCCUCAUCAUGACCCAGAAGCUGUGCGCCCAGAUGGUGGCGUGCGCGGUGGGCCUGGCCCUGGUCCUCUCCCUGCAGCUCACGUCCUUAAUCUUCACCCUGCCCUUCUGCGGGCACCGCCGGGAGAUCAACCACUUCCUGUGCGAUGUGCCCCCGGUCCUGCGGCUGGCCUGCGCCGACAUCCGCGUGCACCAGGCCGUCCUCUACGUGGUGGGCAUCCUCGUGCUGACCGUCCCCUUCCUGCUCAUCUGUGUGUCCUAUGUGUUCAUCGCCUCGGCCAUCCUGCGCAUCCGCUCCGCCGAGGGCCGCCGCCGGGCCUUCUCCACCUGCUCCUCGCACCUCACCGUGGUCCUGCUGCAGUACGGCUGUUGCAGCCUCGUCUACCUGCGGCCCCGCUCCAGCUCCUCGGUGGACGAGGACCGCCAGAUCGCCCUGGUCUACACCUUCGUCACCCCCCUCCUCAACCCGCUGAUUUACACCCUCAGGAACAAGGAUGUCAAAGGUGCCCUGAGGAAUGCCGUCCUCCAUAAAGCAGCCUCUGGUGCCAGUUGA